UCGUGUAUCGUAUCGCGACUUUUCCAAGCGUUCGAACAUAGUCGAUCCUCUACUUUCGCCUACCCGUUGCGUCGAUCGUUGUUCGCCCCGAGCCAUGCGGUUCGGAUUUCACGCCUCGCUCGUUGCUUUCGCGACAUUCGCGAUCGCGAGCGCAUCUUUCGUCGCUGCUGGGACAAGCGGUGCAUCUCCUGGCCGAAUCUUUACGAUAUGCGUGCCCCACAUAUACUGGGAGGAGUGCGCGGAAAUGAUCAAGGAGUCCGCGGUUAGAGGGAUUCCUAUUUCGUGUAUCUCUGGACGCGAUCGGUUGGAAUGCAUCGAUAAGGUUGGAAAGAAGGAGGCUGAUGUCGUAGCCGUCGAUCCGGAAGAUAUGUACAUGGCGGCGCAGAACAACGAGUUGGCCGCGAAAGCGGGAUACAACGUCGUCGAACAGGUGAGGACCAAAGAGGAACCGGACGCGAUCUACCGAUACGAAGCCGUGAGCGUGGUGCACAAGGACUUGCCCAUUGACAACGUGCAGGGAUUGCGCGGACUGAGGUCCUGUCACACCGGCGUAGGACGAAACGUCGGGUACAAGAUACCGAUCACCAAACUUACCGCCAUGGGAGUGUUAAACAACGUUCACGAUCCACAGUAUUCGGCGCGCGAGAACGAGCUGCGCGCCUUGAGCUCGCUCUUCUCCAAAGGAUGCUUGGUCGGCAACUGGUCGCCCGAUCCCGCCAUCAACCAAAGACUCAAGGAAACCUACUCGAACAUGUGCGCUCUUUGCGAGAAACCCGACGUCUGCAACUACCCGGACAUUUAUUCGGGAUACGAGGGUGCUCUGCGGUGUCUCGUCCACAACGGUGGCCAAGUAGCCUGGACCAAGGUGAUCUAUGUGAAGCGUUUCUUCGGCUUGCCUGUCGGCGUCUCCCCGGCGGUUCCCACAUCCGAGAACCCCGCAGACUAUCGAUACUUUUGCCCUGACGGCAGCAAAGUGCCAAUCGAUGAGAACACGAAGCCGUGCACCUGGGCGGCCAGACCUUGGCAAGGAUACAUGACCAACGGUGGCGUCGGUGACGUGCAGGCGUUGCAAAAGGAAUUGACGGAUCUCGGUAAACUUGGAGAACAAGAGAAGGCACCUUGGUGGAAGGACAUUAUGCUUUUGGACAACAAAACUUUGGCCGUUGCAGCACCACCCGUGUCGCCCGUGGACCAUCUCAAGAGCUCGAAAUACUUGGACGUGAUCGAAAGGGAUUCCGGAUCCGUCGGCAAACGCGCCCGCUGGUGCGUCUCGGACCAAGGAGCUUACGAGAAAUGCCAAGCUCUCUCCAAAUCUGCGUUCUCGAGAGACGUAAGGCCGAAGCUAAUGUGUUCGCUCGAAAAGGAUCAGAACGCGUGCCUGAAAGCCCUCCAGGAGGACAAGGCCGAUAUGACGGUGGUCGAGGGCGGUACGGUUCACCGAGCGGUCAAAGAUUUCAACGCCAUACCUAUAAUCGCGGAAUCGUACGGACCAGGCUCGACGGAAUUCGGCGAGAGACCCGCGGUCGCUGUUGUCAAAAAAGGCACUAUCACCGGAUUCGAUGGUUUGAGGGGCAAGAAGUCUUGUCACAGCGGAUACAAGGGCGACUUUGCCGGUUGGGCGGCUCCCGUAAAUACAUUGAAGAAAAAAGGACUGAUAAACUCCGAGAACGACACGGAGGACUUUUUCUCGGGAUCCUGCGCGCCGGGCGCGCCUAUCGAGUCAAAGUUGUGUCAGCAAUGCAUCGGAAACUCGGCAUCGAACAACGAUCAACUUCAGAACGCGGCCAAGUGCAAACGUAACGGCGGGGAAGCCUUCAGCGGUGGAAAGGGAGCCUUAGCGUGCCUAAACGCGAACAAGGGAGACGUGGCGUUCGUACCGCUGACCGCUUUAUCGAGCCUAGAGGAAACGAAUCGAAAAGAGGGCAAGGAAAGUUCGGACUUGGUGCUGCUCUGUCCCGAUGGCGGAACCGCGCCCUCCAACGAAUGGCAGCGAUGCAACUUGGGCGUCGAACCCCCCAGAGUGAUUCUCAGUUCCGCCGGAAAAUCUGUGAACGCCCUGGAUGAACUCACCCAUGGCACAUUGGCGGCCAGUUCUCUGUACGCGAAACGACCGGAUCUCUUGAAUCUUUUCGGCAUCUGGGCGGGCAUGUCCGACGCGCUGUUCAGGAACGACGCCAAGGGUCUCGUCUCCAUCGACAAAUCGUGGAACAAGUGGAACGAAUGGCAAGAGACGCAACGUAGCAACGGUAUUAUACCUUGACUCGUGUAAACGGCCGCUCGAACGAGCGCGACCUCGUUCCUUUCGUAAACAUGUUUAAUAAAACGCUUUGUAAUAGCCA
Molecule: messenger RNA, 2339 nt
Organism: Hylaeus anthracinus
Lineage: Eukaryota; Metazoa; Arthropoda; Insecta; Hymenoptera; Colletidae
Product: transferrin
Exons: 10
Coding region: 95-2260 (721 amino acids)
Biological process (GO): iron ion transport
Cellular component (GO): recycling endosome; plasma membrane; extracellular region
Source: RefSeq, a predicted model, not a curated record